Molecule: messenger RNA, 472 nt
Organism: Drosophila bipectinata
Lineage: Eukaryota; Metazoa; Arthropoda; Insecta; Diptera; Drosophilidae
Gene: mRpL42
Product: mitochondrial ribosomal protein L42
Cellular component (GO): mitochondrial large ribosomal subunit
Source: RefSeq, a predicted model, not a curated record
UGUUAUCGGUUCGUGCGUGCCAUCACUAGGUGUAAAAAUGUCAGCGGCACGUUUAUACGCAGGUUUUCGUUUAUUUUCCUCGAGUUCCAUCAACCGCAAUGCUGUCGGUGGCAAGAGCCUGGUCGAGGCGGUGGCGGUGACUAAGAACGGCCGCACCAUAGUGGCAUGGCACCCGGAUACACCCUUCCCCUACGAGAAAACCCAACCGCUGCCCAAGAUCGCCGAUGUCCAAACCUCUGAAGUAAUCAAGGAAACUGCUUUGAAGACUGCGAUGCAAGCCUUUGGCAGGAAACAUCCAGAGGUGUCGCGGCAGGAGCUGAUGAAGCUGACGCACACCACAAAGAACCGAUGGUUUCCUCGUGCCCGCGACAAGAAGGCGAAGAAGACGCCCAUGGACCGGCCAUACCUGUAGAAAGUUUCUCCCAAUCGUAUUGCAUAAUGUUCUCAAUAAAUUCGUUAACGUUUUAAUCCA